CACUCCUUGUAGGAGAUCGUGAAGGCUAUGAGUUUGUCAUCACGUAAUGGACGAUGAGGGAUGUUUGUUUUCUCCAAAGUCUUAGGCUUAGGCCCAGUUUGCUAUGAUUUUCUGUCCGCGGCUCCUCUGUAAUCGCAUUAAUAAGUGUUGCUCUGAGUGUGAGUGUGGUGUUUUCCUCGGCCUGGUCGCCGAAUGCCGUUUAAGCCCGGGCGGAGGCUUGGUGCAAGGUGGUCGUCGGACAUGCUUCGCUGAUUGCUGACCCCAAAUGAAAGUAUUUUGAUGAAGAGCUAUGAGUAGAAUCGAUAGCCGGGUGGACAGCUUUAACAGCUUGUGUCGUCUCUGUGCGACUUACGAUGCUGUUAAAUUGGAAAUAUUCGGGGAGGAGGGGAAGGAGAGGAGCUUGGUGGAGAAGAUCGAGACCUGCCUACCAUUCCAGAUCUCCCAAGAUGAUUCCCUUCCCAAAUCUCUGUGUUACCGAUGCAUGUACAAUUUAGAAAACUUCUAUGAUUUUCGAAUGGGGUGUGUUAAUGCUGUGGCUCUCUUAGAGAGCUGCCUCCACCCAGAUGGAGGGAAACAUUUGGAUAAAGCUUCAGCUGACAAGAGAGCAAAAAUUAUGAAACAAAUGGGAAAGGAUACCCGGAAAGAUAAAGAAGCAUCUAUGCCACAGCUUGAGCCGGAGGUAAGCAGUACAACACUCUCAUCUUUUGCUUUGGUCUGUGCCUGUUCUCUUUUAAUUUGUUACAUGUCAUCUGUUUUUCAGAUUCCAUUAUCAGCUUCAGUUAAACAGGAAUCAAAUGACAUUCCAAGAGGGAAGAGUAGUGUACCUAAUGAGAAGCAACCCUCAAAGUCUGACUCAGGUAUGCCCAAACUUCCAUCUGCAGUUGAAGAGGAGAGUGGCAAUACUGAUGAUGAUGUAGAAGAAGUUGAGGAUGAUGAGAAUGUUGAGGAGGAGGAUGAUGAAGAUGACGAUGAUGAUGAAGACGAAAAAGUUAUUGAUAUCGAUCCUGCUGAUUAUCUGGAGUCCAAUGUGGCUGUUGAAAUUGAAGAGUCCCAGCAAUCCGGCACCCUGUCAAAAAAAAUCUCUUCUGCAUCUCUAAGUUCUACUCAAAAGUCUUCUGAACCAUGUGAACUAUUUACAUGCAAAGUUUGUGGAAAAGCUUUGUCCAGUAAGGGUCAUCUGUCCUUGCAUCUUCGUAUUCAUGGAGAUGAUCCUUCGGAUAGUCAUUGUCUCAACAGUAGCUCCACCACACCAAGAGGUAAUUCCUCUCAAGGCUCUCAGUACUGUCGCCCAUAUCGGUGCGAUCUGUGCAACAAGAGCUAUUCUUCAUCGAAACAUCUGUGGGGACAUGUUAGUUCAAAUCACAGAGGUGAUCCUGCUGUGACUUGUCCAGAGUGCCAUCGGCUGUUUUCUUCAGUCAAUAAUCUAGAAGAACAUAAGAGAACAAAGCAUGGUGAAAACAUUGGCGAGGGAGCUUCAGAUGAGGGGGCUGAAAUGGACUACAUUGUUUCUCCAAAAACUCCAAGUGGCAGAUCUAAACAAACCAGUGAUGAUGAUGGUCUCUCUCCUAAAAAGAGGUCUUACAGUAAGAAUGAUUCAGAUAGCGAGUUCAAUCAGAAUGGUAAGAGGCCUUCCUCAGAUGAUGCUGGAAACCGAAGAAAGCGUUCUAAGCCAAGGCGAAUUGCCCGCUCUCAUAGUUCUGAGUCCCUGGCAGAAGAAGGGGAUAACGAACCACUCCAAUGUGUUUUGUGCCCUGACAAGUUCCCAGAUGUGGCCCAACUAAUGGAACACACAAAGAAGCAUGAGGAGGAACAUGAGGCAGAGACUCAAGCCAUCGCAGAGGCUCAGGGUCGUUCCAUGAUUAACUCUGAUAGUCACUCUUGCUUCCUAUGUGAGCAAAACUUCACCCUUAGGAGCUCUCUUCACCGCCACCUUCUAAAUGAACAUGGCAUUGAUUCUGAGUUAAUUGAUCAGAAAAUGGAGGUUAACAUCAAGACAGAGUAUAUUGAUGGAGAUGAUGAGCAUGAUCAUCACAUGCUUGCUGAGAGCAUGCUGGAGUCUGAAACGGUGUUCUGCUGUGAGGCCUGCAUUCGUGAAUUUACAGACCGCUCCAGUCUUUGGUUACAUAUGUUGUACACUCACAAAGACGCAGCAGCAACAGCAUGUGGCCUUUGUUUAAAGGUGUGUGGAGACUUGACAAGUUUGGCAUCCCAUAUUCAGACCAGUCACUCCACAAGUCAGUUGCUUGUUGAAAAAAGAAGAUACAGCUGCUCAAUAUGUAUGAGGCAACACGAUUCUCGCAAAAAACUGUUGGCGCAUGUUCUGAUCCAUGAAAUUGGAUCCUCAAAACCAGAGGACCUCAUAAUUCUGAACUCUGAUCUGUAUCAGGCUGAGAAUCAAGUUGAUAUUGAUAACGAAGAACAGGAUAGCCAUGAUACUUCAUUUACUAUUAAUCCUGCUAACAUCUCGGCAAGUUCAGGGAACAAUGCUGCAACAGCAGCUGCAUCUGUUGCAGCAAACUCUCCAUUUGCUUGCCAGAUUUGCUUAAAAAUCUUUCCCAACGAGGAAAAAAUGGUCAAGCACAAGCAAAACGCCCAUCGACAAGAAGCUUCGGUGCAUGCUGCUACUGGAGUUGGCACAUACCAUCUUUUCUUCCGAUGCGAAAUUUGUGGUGUGUCUCAUCAAAGUAAAUCUGAUCGAUGGAAACAUGUUUAUGAGGUACAUGGUGGUGAUCCCAGUGUAACAUGCACUCGUAGUAGCUGUGGUAAAGUAUUCCCCUCGGCUGAAUUGAAUCAGGAGCAUGUCAACCACCACAAAGUUCAAGGAACAACUCCCAACACCUGCGAGAUUUGUGGAAAGUUGUGGAAUUCUCGUGUGGACUAUUGGAAGCAUAUGAUGGGUGUGCAUGCUGAGGUAGUACCCUACACUUGUGGAGUUUGCCUCAAGGUGCUGCCUGACCUGUAUCAACUUAAGGAGCAUGUCAAAAUUCGGCACUAUCCUUUGACUGGAGGCGAUUACUGCUGUGAUAUUUGUGGGCGGCCAUACUCAAAUAGGUCCAAAAUGUCCCGGCAUCGUACAAUACAUUUCUCUCUACCCGGUGAAGAUGAUGUUGAAACACCAGUUGAAGAUGACACACCGACUAAAAAACCAGUGGCUGUCAAAAGCGAACCAGUGGAAACUUCAGUGAAGAGCAAAGGAGGAAACUAUCACUGUGAUGGGUGCCCAAAUCGCACUUUCUCAUCUCGAGAAGAAUUGAUUCAGCACCGAAGGGCUGAUCAUGGAAUGCUCACAUGUGAUCUUUGUGACAAAUUUUAUGGUCGCACAUCACAUUUGUGGAAGCACGUAAAUAAGAUGCAUAGGGGGCAUCCUUCCGUCACAUGUACGCACUGUGGGAAAAUAUCAGCAUCUAAAUCUCACCUGCGCAGUCACGUCCUUAAACUGCAUCGUCCUGGUGUUCUUGGUCAUGUGGACUAUGCAGCUACGGCUCCACCAACUCCACCAACAUCACAAUCAAAGUCUGAGCGUGUAUUAGGACCACAGGCCUGCCCACAGUGUGCCAAAGUGUUCUGCAACCGCUAUAGGAUGUUGCGUCACCUCAAAAGUUGCAGAACAACAGCCUCCACUAAGGCACAUCAUUUAUCUGGUGGUGAUUCACCAAACUGGGAUAUUGUACCAAAAGGACCUGUCUCUUGUCAGUCAUGCUCUAAGAUAUUUACAACAAGGAAGGCCUUGAGAGAACAUGAACGCAAUAUUCAUGCAACUUAUGACUGCGAGCUGUGUGGUUCUGUUGGCUUGCCAAGCAAGACAGCUAUGCUUGAACAUGUGAUGAUAGCUCAUAGAGAACAAUUAACAUGUGCCUUUGAGGGAUGUGGUGUUGUCCUGAGGUGUGGUGCAGAUCGAGAAAAACAUGAGAAGCAACAUAAAGAAAACCGCACUCCUCCAACAUGCCGGAAAUGUGGAGAGAUUCAUGAUAGUAGGGUCCGCUUGAGAAAGCAUUUGCUGACACAUCACAAGGUUGCUUCAAGUUCCAUUUGCUGUGUUUGCAUAGCAUCCUUCCCAGUACCUGAAGACCUUCAAGCCCAUGUUAACUCAGAACACCCCACUAUUGUCAGCCGUGCUCACACAUGUCAAGUGUGUGCCAAAACUUGUGGCACACGUUCUCGCCUUGUGAAACAUGUCAAAAAUGUUCAUGAUGGAGCUGACCGGCUGUGCACUGUCUGCUUGGGAUAUUUCAAGAGUCCAGAGGAACUGCAGAAGCAUGUUGAAGAAAAGCACCUGAAGGAAGAAGAAGAUGCCGAAGAGGAGAGUGAUGACUCAUCUUCCGAUGACGAAAAUGAGAAAGAGGAUAAAAAUCACAUUGAGGAAGAAGAUGAUGAUGAUGACGACGAUGAUGACGACGAUGACGACGACGAAGACAAUGACGAGGGGGACAGUGAUGGAGAUGAUGAGGAUGAAGAAGAGGAGAAUGAUGGUGAAGAUGAAGAAGAAUCUCAAGAAUCGCACUCAGAAGAAAAGUCUGUUGAAGAAAACUCAAAAGCUGAUAGUGACAUGAGUGAGCUUGCCAUGAAUGGAGUGGACUCAAAACCAGUGCAUAAGCGGAUUAAUAAUAGGAAUGUGGACUCUCAAGCAUCUGAAGUCUCAUCGGGUUCAGAUGAGGAAGUUGCCACCCAACUUUUUACAAAUCCAGAAGGGAGACCAAGGAGGUCAUACAAGUGCAAUCUUUGUAAAGAAACAUUCCGGUUGCCAGCACUUCUCAUGCAACAUCAAAAUCAGAGGCAUCGAUCAAACUCCACCCCAUUCCAGUGUGAAUCGUGUGAUAAGAAAUUUUCCAAUGAACUGAUUUAUUCAAAGCAUGUUAAUUUAUGCAAACAAGGCAGGAGUUCGAUAUUGCAAAAGACCCUAGAAUCAGGUAAAAUGGCUUUCAGAGAAGAGUCUAAAGAAGUGGCACAGUUUGCUGAUAUGGCAGGGUUCAAUGGUCACUUCCUUGAAGGCGGUGAUGAUGGUGGCAAAGAUGCUGCUGGGAGUUCGUCAUCGCGGCCUAACAGGGUUCAGCGCAAAGUAUAUGGUGAAAAUGAAGGACCUAUUCACUGCGAGCUUUGCAACAAGGUGUGGCCUUCAUUAAGGCAGCAGUGGCAACAUCUCAUACGAACACAUCGAGAAGCUGCUGCUACAACAUGUGGAGUGUGUCUUGAGAUAUGCACAGAUUAUUCAUCCCUGAAGACCCACCUAAAUGAAAUGCAUCCUGAUACAUGGGAAGGCGAAGGCAAAAAUUUUACGUGUAGAGUUUGUGGUCGCUACCACAAUGCCCGAUCCAAGCUUGAGCUACAUAACAGUAUUCAUCUUGGACUUGAAAAUGAAUUAGCUCAAUCCUCUACUUUGCACAGUUGUCCAACUUGUUUCAAAGCAUUCUCAACAGAAGAUGAACUUAAACAGCACAGUGUUACUCACCAGCAAUCUCGCAGACCCAAACCAGAAGCAGAAGAGAGUGAUAGCGAGUCAUCAGAUGAUUCUGACGAUGGUGACGAUAUGGAAUUAUUUGUAUGUCCCAAGUGCUCAAUGGUGUUCCAAGCCAAAGAUGCUCUUGCUAAACACAUCAAAGCAAAUUGUGAACAUUCUUUAGGUCAAUCCUCUAAACAGGAGACAUUCUCAUGUGAGCGAUGCAACACGGCCACCUUCUCUUCGUACUUAGAUUUGACAAAACAUUACAAACAGUGUUCAGAAAGGAAUGAAACAGAAACUAAACCUGUUGGCAAGGCAAAGGAAGAAUCUGACCAAUCAAAUGGGGUUGAUGCAAAUGAAGAUAGUUCUGAUAGUAGUUCCAGCAGCAGAUCAGAUGGAAGUAGUAGCAGUAGUAGUUCCAGUAGUUCGAGUAGCAGCUCGAGCAGUUCCGAUGACGACGACUCAGAUGAGGCAGAAGAAGGCCAGGCUGGUGGUGGGGACGAUGACUCAGAUGAUGAGAAAGCUGAAGGUUCUCUCUCAUCAUAGUAGGUAGGAUUUUCUUCAAUUGGUAAGUGCUUAGUCCUUUUGCUUACUUUAAUCCUGGCAUAAGAACUCCUGCAUUACCCUCUGUCUAACUCUGGCCAUGGAAUCAACCAAUCAAGACUCAGGAUUCAACCAAAUGCAUCAUUUUGGUGUUUUCUACCAUAAGAGCAUUGUUGCAUGUUCAAUGGAUACUUUUAAAUUAACACUUUCCCAAUGUUACUUAACUAAUACUCAUGGGCAAAAUUGCUCAUGUUUUUGAAGAGAAAAUGUUUUGAUUGCCCUUGAUUAUAGCUCUCGUAGCUCAUUUGUGUACUGUGCCUCAGGCCCCUCCCCCUGGAAAAGAAAAACUUCAACAAAACUGUUUCUUAUUAUUAGUACAAAAUUAAAUUUGUUUGUUAUUUUGUUUCUCUUGGCUCAAAUUUUGUGACUGUUUUGGGAUAUGUGACUUGUGUGAGAAAACAAAGACUGAGAUAUGCCUCUUACAUGUCACAGAGUGUUGUAGCUUACUUUAAUACUGAUAGGGCCCGACUAGUAAUGCUGCCUACAACUGCAACAAAAGCUUCCUGUUUCGUUAUAGAUCCUGAUAUGUUUUCUAGCCGCAGCUAAUGCACAGAUUGGUUAUGACUGCUCAAAGUGCUUUUGGGUGACAUUCAUCAGAGUUUUAAAAAGGAGCCUUAAAUGGAUGCAAGUCAACCCUUCAUUUUAUUGUUUUUUUUUUGUUUUUUUUUGUUUAUCUUAGUUUUUUUUUCCUACUAUAAGUAAACAUGUGAUGCAUUAUCAAUUUACAAAUAAAGUUUACAUGGAAUCUUAUUGACUUUCUACUUCAGAUAUUUUAUUUGGCAAAGCGCAACUCGGGCGGAUGUAAUUAUUGCCAACACUUGGCAGUCUUGGUUUAACAAACAAUACUAAACAUCUCUUGAUGCUUAAAACUUGAAGCAAUAUUCACCCUAGUAUUGUAAUGUGUCUUACAACAGGUUUUAUCAUUCCUUCAUAGGUGUGUAUAAGUAGAAAUACUAUGUCACUAAUUUAUUCAUGUGAACACCAAUCAUUAAAAACUGUAAUUUGCUUGUUAUUUUGUCGUGAAAUAUGCCAAUCAGUACAAUUGAUAUUCAUGCGUAACUUGUUUCCUUGAUCUGUAUGGCUCUUUGUAUAGUUUAAACUAGGUUUGAAUCUCAUCCCUUUGGAUAAAGACUGCAUCUUAGAAUAUCAUGUCUUUUGUCUUGCAGGAAUGGGAACAUGUUUGCAAAGUGUAUAUUUUUCUCUAAAAUAUCUAUUUGUCUCUGUUUUUAAAUUUUGUAAUGCUUGUCACAAACUGUUGUCAUAAUUUUAAACAAAUUGUCUUCUACCUUAACUAUAGUGUAGGUGAUUUUCAUAGUUUAAUUUUGACAACUUAACUUGAAUAGGCAUUACAAGAAGCUAUUUUGAGUAUUGAAAGUACAGUCAUUCCAUGUGUCUACCCUCUUAAUCACUAACCAAAUCCUAGUCAGUAGAGCUUUUUACCGUAAUAAUACAAAAUUUGUUCAUUCCAUUUAGCACUUAAAGUUGAUGAGACUUAAUUUUAUCUCUUUAAUCAAGAGGAUGUGUGCAAUCCCAAUAUUUUAAGCUAGAUUUGUCAAUAACAUUUUCGAUUUGUUUCUGCAGCACUCUCACUGCAUAUUUGCUAACUGAGCUUGUUUCUCUGACCUUACAAAUUAAUACAUGUAAGGUGUAUGGUUCUUCUUCUCGCCUUUUUUUGUUUUGUUUCUUUUUUGUUGAUGUACUGUGCUUGAAAUCAUAUGCCAGUCACUGUUUAUCAAUUAAGACAGAAUGUUUGUAUUUAGUUUUGCCAUAUUAAUUGUAAUUUUAGUAUGAACAUGAUGAGCACUUCAACUUGCUAACUUCUUUAUCAUACCGGUGUCAAGGUUCAUUUAAAACUAUUAUUGUUAUUCAUAUUAUUUGUUUAAUCCUGGAGAUGGACAUGUAAUUAAACAAAGACACUUUAAGUUUUCAAUUUUAAGUUACCAAGCAUGUUCUAGCAAAGAGCUUGAGGCUUUUUGAAAACAAUCUGUGAUUUUAAACAGAUGUUUUAUGAUCUGUACGAUAAAUCAUGCCAUCUAAAUAUUUAGUUGACCAGCAAGUUAAUGCUUUGUCAUGAUUUUUAAUAUUUGUUGGCAUGGAAAGAUAGACACUUCUGUCUACUGUGAUGAGACAAAAGCAAAGCAACAUUUAACAUUGUAUGUGUUUUGUUUGUAUCUCCUGUAUCUCCACUUUGCUUUCCUUUUUUACUUUUUUAUUUAUAGAUUUUAUGUGUAACUUAUGUGUGGGGGAAAUACUGCCGUCCAUAAUAGCUCAGAAUCCAAGCCCUGUCCAUAGGAACUACAUUGCUAUACAUGUCGUGUGUUCUUCUUUCAAGGCUGUAAAAUCAUCAAUCAAAGGCUGGAUUAUUGUAUUACUAGAGACUAACUGCUUCUAGCCCUGAGCAUUCUUUUCAUGCCCCUUGUCCUCUUGUUGAUGAUUAAUCAGAUGACCCUUAUGGUUCAUUUUUUCUCAAGGACUGGUGGUGAUAAAGCAUUAAUUAAUUUGAUUCUUUUUCCGCAUCUUCAACAAUUGCCCCCUGCUUUUUGUAGAUUUCAUUAAGUUUGAUGUCUUUUGAUGAUUUACUGGCUGGAAUGGACCAAUUGUAUCUGUCACAUUGAUGGAAAUACCAUUGUCUACUUAGAGAUGCUAGAUAGUUUCUCAUUUGCAAAAGCUAUUUGCGGAGGUCACUGCCUGUUAAGUAGUUAGUAAAUAUCACAAUACUUUUGGAUGACUUUUGGUGUUGGAACUACAUUCUCUCUAUCACUUGUCAUUUCUCAAAGGUACCGUACUGUCAAUCAAGGUCAUACGUGUAACUUCUUAUUAGGAAUAUUGCCCCACUUUUGUGAUCCGAUUAUCAAUGUUUUACUUGUGUAGUUAUCUCCAUUCAGAAAUGCAUUGCACUUGUUGCUGUGAACACACUUCAUUCUAUAUGGACAUGAGCUCAUGCUUGGUAUCUGUUCUGUUCUAAUCCAGUAAGUCUAUGACAACUUAACUUUAUUUUGUAAUAAACUUUGGUUUAAGUGCUGUACAACUUGUAAAUAUUUAGGAUUAAUGGCCUGGUAUAGUAUUAUAUUUACUUGUCAUGUGCAAGACAAACAACAUGUUGGAGAAGAUAGCUUUUAUCCUAACUUUUUUGUUCUCUCUUCAAAUGUAGUAUUUAUAAUUCUA
Thrips palmi is the source of this 9205-nucleotide messenger RNA. RefSeq names its product zinc finger protein 208-like. Gene Ontology annotation, molecular function: DNA-binding transcription factor activity, RNA polymerase II-specific; RNA polymerase II transcription regulatory region sequence-specific DNA binding; zinc ion binding. The record is from RefSeq and is a predicted model, not a curated record. Gene Ontology annotation, biological process: regulation of transcription by RNA polymerase II. The transcript has 16 exons. NCBI's taxonomy places the organism in Eukaryota, Metazoa, Arthropoda, Insecta, Thysanoptera, Thripidae. Gene Ontology annotation, cellular component: nucleus. Bases 290 to 5983 code for a protein of 1897 amino acids.